CCAGAAAUAACUCUUCUUGCAGUAUGCUUUUUGCUGAUGAGCCCUGCUGAACGGAUUGUUGAAAACCCUGCGUGGCAAAAGGAAUCUUCACUUUAUUCCCCAGUGCAUUGAACUCUCCAUGCAGUGGCAGACCCCCUCAUUUUCUGACACAGACUUCAUCCAGGGAUGCAGAAGCUCAGCAGGGCAUGCAGAAGUGUGUCACCGUCCCCUGAGAGCUGCAUGCCACUUCUUAGUUUGCUCUGCUGAAGUGACUCAUUAAUCUCAGAACUCAAUAUGGAAGGUUCACAGCUCCAGAUAUUUCAUGAAAAAUACGUCUCAACAUGUCAGAUCGCCCAUUUUACCUAGGAAGGAUUUCACUUUUUUUUUUUGGCCUUGAGGUGAAUUUAUAUAGAAUGUGACCAGAUUUUAUGAUCGGUCCAAACUCUGGCUGAGCACACGGAUUUGCUAGUAUAAUGGGACAAGAUUAACCUGUGCAUUUCAAAUUCAGUUCCUUUCCAGAAUCCUGAUGCUGUGGAAUAGAUCUCCAACAGCAAAGCAGCCUUCGUUUCCCAGUCCUGCUGAGUGGCAUGUCGUUGAGGGAUCAGUGCACUUGUUACACCAUUUGAAUCUACGGCACCUGACACUUGGUGGAUACUGCCAGGAACAACCAAAACAUUGUAAUAAAGAUAGUGUGUCAGAUAAGUGUCCUUACAAGAAUUGCUGUUGAAUUACAUUUUCAAACAUGCUAGCAGACCUGAAUAAACAUCUGGCACCUGCAUGUUGCUUCUGAUAGUAAUAGAAAUGCUGAACAUCCAUGUAAGGCAUUUAAAUGCAAGACUUUACAAAAAAGGCCAGAAUCACUACUCCAGUUUUGCAGAUGGAGAAGUUGAAAAACAGGAGGUCAAAUGAUUUGUACAAAAUUUGACAACAGGCUAAGUGUGGAGUAGGACCCAGUCCCUUGACAGCUGUGGGAGUAGCUGAGAUCUGUUUCUUUGGGCUGGAUGACUCAGAGUAGGGCUGCCUGAAACAACGCUGAGAGAAGUCCCUGAAAUGGACGGUCAACAUCAUGACAUUGUAAAUAAUGGAAGGAUUAAAUUCAAGCUGCUGCUUAUUGUUGCUGCUGUUUCUGGUAUUGCAAGUUCCUUUCCUGACCAUAGCUAGCCAGGGAAGGAAGGAAGGAAAGAGCAAACCAAAGGAUCUGGUCUACCGGCCUGAAUGGAAGCAGCUGCUGGGCCAGUGGAGACCAGAUUCAAUGGCGUGAAUGGAGCCAAAGUGGUGCACAAGUCUGGCCAGAAUCCUCUAUCAGCUGUGAAUUUCACUGAAGGACUAAAUGGCGAGCAAAUGGACUGUUUGAAGCACUGGGUUUGAUCACCUGAGAGGAGGGACUCUGCUGAGGAUACCCCACAGGGAAUCUGUUGGGUAUCUCUGUCAUCUCAGAUUCUUCCCUGAUAUGGAACAAAGUGAAGGUGAACAGGAAUCACAGCCAGAGAGUCACGUGGAUAGCAAGAGCAGCGUGAAAUCCUUGCCUGGGGGAGAAGCCCAUGUCAAACUAGAGAUAAAAAAACAUGCAGUUACGGAUGACUACAAACUCUCCAAACGGGUGCUAGGGUUAGGAAUCAAUGGCAAAGUACUGGAGUGUUUCAACAAGCAGACAGGCCAGAAAUGUGCUUUGAAGCUCCUGUAUGACAACCCAAAAGCCCGUCAGGAAGUAGAAUAUCAUUGGCGAGCGUCAGGGUGUCCCCACAUUGUCCAUGUCCUGGAUGUUUAUGAGAAUAUACAUCAUGGAAAGAGAUGCCUCCUCAUUGUCAUGGAAUGCAUGGAGGGAGGAGAGCUGUUUAGCAGGAUCCAGGAGAGAGGAGAUCAGGCUUUCACUGAGAGAGAGGCCUCUGAAAUAAUGAGAGACAUCGGAACAGCCAUCCAGUAUCUGCAUUCAAUGAACAUUGCCCAUAGAGACGUCAAGCCUGAAAACUUGCUUUACACGUCUAAAGAGAAGGAUACUGUACUCAAACUCACAGACUUCGGCUUUGCCAAAGAAACCACUGUACAAAACGCGCUCCAGACCCCCUGUUACACUCCUUAUUAUGUGGCCCCAGAAGUCCUUGGUCCUGAGAAGUAUGACAAAUCAUGUGACAUGUGGUCGUUGGGUGUCAUCACAUAUAUUCUCCUGUGUGGGUUCCCUCCAUUCUACUCAAACACCGGUCAAGCCAUUUCUCCAGGGAUGAAGAGAAGAAUUCGGAUGGGGCAAUAUGGGUUUCCCAAUCCAGAGUGGGCUGAAGUAUCAGAGGAAGCCAAACAACUUAUUCGCCAUUUGCUGAAGACUGACCCGACAGAGAGGAUGACAGUUUCUCAGUUUAUGAAUCACCCUUGGAUUAAUAGAUCAAUGGCAGUGCCACCAACUCCUCUUCAUACUGCACGGGUCCUGCAAGAGGAUAAAGACCACUGGGAUGAAGUUAAAGUGCCUCACCUGCUGUUUGUACUGAUGACAGUUGAAUGCUUCCUGCAAAGAGAAACUAUAGGGCAGACUAAAAGUUGUUUGCAAGCUUUAACUCUUUCCUGCUGGCCUUUAUCAGGAGGAGAUGACCAGUGCUUUGGCUACCAUGAGGGUGGACUAUGAUCAGGUGAAAAUCAAAGACUUGAAAACAUCCAACAACCGCCUCCUGAACAAACGCCGUAAGAAGCAGAAGCAGGCAGGCACCUCUUCUGCAGCACCAGGGUGCAAUAACCAAUGAGAAGAGAAGCCAAGGACCUGUGGGUGGAGGGUAAAAAUUAAAAGGAACAAUUUAAAAUCAGUAUGAUCAACUCAGUCCGUACCACAAAGGCAGUGAGACUGUGAAGAAGCUAUCCUGCAAAGAGGGAGCAGUGUGAAAGAUUACAUUUUUAUAACUUGAAUCAAGGCUUUGCUUUUAAAGGCUAAUGUAUAUGACGUGAUUCUGUUGCAUAUUGCUUGGGAAAGUACAGCAAUACCAGAAAUGUUACAGGGUUUUGUUUUGGCUUUAACUGUAUCGGACAAGAGGAGAGGAGGCAGUCUCAGCAUACUAACGCACUGAGGCUUUAACAGCCAUCUACAAGACUAACUUCUGCUACUAUUUUAAACUUGGGAUUAGAAAAAAUGCCAAGUGUUCUGCUAGUAGUGUUUUAAUAAUCCAAACAUGAGUAUUAAGAAAGGAGAAAAAUGUCACUACUCUUUAUGUGAGUAGCACAGGUGCAGUUCUAUUAUGGAUGUAUCGGACAGCAUUUCGUGUUAGAAUUGGUAAUAGUCAAUGUUUCCAAACUUACCUCCUGUAGUUACAGAAUAUCACCUAAACAGUAAACAGUAAUUCCUGUUACAGAAGAAAGCAUCCAUACAUUUCCAUUAAAGUCUUCAUGUAGUCUCAUGAGAAGAUUUGAGUUUGUCAUGGAUUCUCACUUGAUAACGUGUAAGUUUUCUAAACUGUAACCAUUAUGUCAUGUCUGUGCCACUGUCAGUUCCCUCUCUUGUGAUGUUUUUAAUUUAAAUGGUAGUUUAUGUGAAGAGUUUUAAUAAGGAUUUAAUUAGUUGAAGGUAUCCUGCAGAGAAUAUUGCUGUUCCUCUUGGACCCAUGACCUCUAGGGUGUACAACUGGACAUGCAGUUGUAUACCAGGGACUGCUUUAGAAGAAACACUUCUAAAUUUUGGGAAGAAGUGGCAAACGCGUGUUCUCUGAAUGGACCCUGGUGUCUGCCAACAUCCCUUCUGGUAAUUAUCUCCAGAUCUGGUGCCUAAGAUGUGCUGAUCUUAGCAAAUUUUGGGGUGCUGGGGUUGGUUUGUUUCCUGGAGUCAGGGAGGGGGAGGAUGCUACUUUAUUUGCAGUGUUUUGUCAGUGUUUCUGGAUCCGAAGAUUUUCGUCACCUAAGGGAGAUUACCUAGAAGUAUAUCCACUCUUUUUUUUUUUUUUCCUAUUCUAAUUCUUGCUUUAUAGGAUCCUGGCCUUGGUUUGCUAAUUUGUUCUACUUUGUGAUCAAAAUACUUCUUCUCACUGUAUUUGGGGUUUGGUUUUUUUUGAGUUGAGGUGAAGCAAAUAUUUGUGAAAGUGUUAUCAGAGUCUAGGAUGAAAAUUACGUGCUUCCAGUGAUGCAGACAAAAGCUACUUUGUGGUAGGCACACAGAGUACUUGUGUGUUAAUAUGCUCGGAAGAAUGUUAAAACACAAAAAGGAAAACCAGGCUCCAGAAAGGAUCUGAGUCAUCAAACCUGACCGCCGCAUAGAUCUUGUUACCUCCAACAAAGAUGAACUCGAGGCUUUUGGACCUCAUCUGGGGAGCCCUGUUCCCAUCUUCACAGUGUUUAUGGGACCUCCAUUCUUCUUUGUGAACUAGUCUUCUUUGGUCCUAGGGUUUUAAUGAUUUUAAUAAAUCAUAUCACAACGUUC
Messenger RNA from Chroicocephalus ridibundus (black-headed gull), 4366 nucleotides. It is a transcript of the gene MAPKAPK3, whose product is annotated as MAPK activated protein kinase 3. Lineage: Eukaryota; Metazoa; Chordata; Aves; Charadriiformes; Laridae. Gene Ontology annotation, molecular function: calcium/calmodulin-dependent protein kinase activity; mitogen-activated protein kinase binding; calmodulin binding. Gene Ontology annotation, biological process: peptidyl-serine phosphorylation; response to cytokine; toll-like receptor signaling pathway. Gene Ontology annotation, cellular component: cytoplasm; nucleus. The coding region runs from base 1430 to 2593 and encodes 387 amino acids. The record is from RefSeq and is a predicted model, not a curated record. The transcript is spliced from 13 exons.